AACCUUUGGUAAUAUAAAACCCCCUCAAUCUCUAUAACCUUCACAAGGAGAAGAUCAGGUUACGUACACUAGAGUUUUGAGGUGAAGCAACAAACAAGUGUGGAAAAUGGGUUCUUUGAUGGCCGGUUGGGAUUCUCCCUUUGUAGAUCCUAAGACAGUCAACUCUGAGAGGAACAGAUCAUUCACUAAAGAAGAGAUUGAGAAUUUCCGGAGGUUGCACAAGAAAUGUGAAGAAGAAGAAGAAGAAGAAGAAGAAGAACAUAAUCCCCCACAUACUCUCAGUCUCAGCUUACAUAAUAACCCCUCUCUGGAGAGUGGGAAGGAAGUGACACGUUAUUUUCUACCUCCCUACUAUUCAACUACUGAAUUGGAGUCUGAUGUUGGAUCUGGAAUGGAAAAGAAGACAGAUGACUGGUGGACUAGAAGUAACUGGGCUUUCCUCAAUGAGCCUCCACAGGAGGAGAUUGAUGUAUCAUCACACAAGUAUGCGUCCCAGUAUCAUGUUGCGGAACUUGCGACCAAGAAACCUAGGCAUGCCAACUGAUUCUAUGUUUAUGUAGUAAAAAGGCCCUGCAUUGAGCAGUGUCAACAUCCAUGUAUUUUGUAUAUAUUAGCAGAGUUCACUCUUUCUUUCUGCAUCAUCCAUCAUCCAUGUACAGGAUUAGCAUUUUAGCAAUGUAUCUUUGCUUUGCAUCC
This is a messenger RNA of Magnolia sinica, 696 nucleotides long. RefSeq lists its product as uncharacterized. The transcript is spliced from 4 exons. Bases 107 to 544 code for a protein of 145 amino acids. The record is from RefSeq and is a predicted model, not a curated record. Lineage: Eukaryota; Viridiplantae; Streptophyta; Magnoliopsida; Magnoliales; Magnoliaceae.